Molecule: messenger RNA, 1826 nt
Organism: Symsagittifera roscoffensis
Lineage: Eukaryota; Metazoa; Xenacoelomorpha; Acoela; Convolutidae
Product: lambda-crystallin-like
Exons: 1
Coding region: 522-1451 (309 amino acids)
Biological process (GO): fatty acid metabolic process
Molecular function (GO): NAD+ binding; L-gulonate 3-dehydrogenase activity
Source: RefSeq, a predicted model, not a curated record
GUAUUAGGAUUGUUUAGUUUAAUUUUUUGAAGGUAUUUAAACAAUUAGAUUGGUCUAUUCAGUUGCCCUUCAUCAUAGUUAUUACACUCCUAGUGCGAGAGCGUCUGGCUUGUAAUCGGGAACUAGACUUAAAAUAUUAAGUAAUAUUUAGGAGCUAAUGAACGCCCUCCCCCUUAAAUUUUAUAGGGUGAGGACGUUUACUUGAUUCUAAGUGGGUAUUAUCAGCUAUUCAAAUCGAAUUAGUAAAACGCAUUGCUGAGCAGUAUCAAAUUUGAUUGAACAUUAUGGCACAUGAUUUUAACUUGUUCUGUUCAGGAUGUUAAUUUGAUCCAAUGUUUACCUUAUAAUCUAAGCAAAAUAGUCAGUUGCUGAACUAGUAGCACAGAAUGUUCUUAUCACAAUUACUGCUGAGUAUAUUUUGAAAUUUCAGUCCUCUCUCUGAAGGUUUCAAUUGCAUUUUAUCUAAUCUCUCUCGCAUCUGCCCUAAAAUAUUACAUCCAAAUUUUCAGUUCGUUCUAGUCAUGGCUGUCCAAGAAAUCUCGAUUGUAGGAUCGGGGGCAAUCGGUCAAUCUCUGGGUAUCAUUUUUGCAGUUCAUGGAAUAAAAGUAACUUUCUUUGACGCUUUAUUCGAGGCAGACUCCUCUAAUAUUUCAAAAGUUAAAAAUGCUAUAGUUGACAGGCUAAAUGCAUCUGAGUUUCCCAAAAACGCUGAUAAGCUUUUUGAAAAAAUUAGUUUUGCUCAAUCCUUGAGUGAAUGCGUGAAGAAUGCAGACCUUGUUUACGAGUGUGUUUUCGAAAAUCCUGAAAUUAAGCAAAAAGUGAUGCAGGAUAUCGACAAAUAUAUUUCCACUGAUACGAUUAUGGCAUCAUCAACCUCUUGCAUUAUGCCUAGUGUUCUCUCCGCUGGCCUGAAACAUCAAGAGAAUUUCAUUGUCGCUCACCCAGUUAAUCCGCCAUUUUAUUUGCAGUUAGUGGAAAUUGUGCCGGCACCAUGGACCAAAGACUAUGCCGUUCAAAAAGUCAAAGAACUAAUGCUUUUUGUUGGUCAGAAGCCAAUUUGUCUCAAAAAAGAGGCCGAUGGAUUUGCCUUGAAUAGAGUUCAGUAUGCGGUUAUAAACUCAUCGUGGAAUCUUGUCAAAGAUGGUAUCCUGGACCCUGAAGAUGUGGACAGUGUUAUGGUGUACGGUUUAGGACCGCGCUAUGCUGCCAUUGGACCUUUUCAAACAGCGCAAACUAAUGCUCCUGGAGGUUUUAAGGACUAUAUGCAAAGAUACGAAGCAGGAAUGCUCCGGGUGUCAAAAGACGCUGGCUUUGAAAUUGAGUAUGACAAAAAAUCUUUCGAAGAAAUAAGUUCGUACCUGGAACACAAAAUGCCUGUAGCAAACAUGGCAGAAAGCAUUCAGAAGAGGGAUUCGGUGCUGAAACAGAUUAAGAAAAUGAAGCAAGAAUAAUAAACUACGCUAGCCUCCGAAAUAUCCGCAUCCAAUUUGCAGAGGAUCAAUUUCUGUUUGUAAAUAAAUUUAAAAAAUCAGCUACAUAUUUGCAAUAAACAUUUUUUUUUAAAUUCUUCUUGAAAUGGAAAAUUGUUUUCAUUAUUUUAAUAUCUGGAUUCUUUAUUAUUUGUAAAACUUAGAUUAAUUGCUGUGAUUAUUUUGUACACAUUUUUAUAUCUGAGAUGACAUCGCUCUGAUUUGCCCUCGUGUUGAAAUUUGGAGUGAAUAACGAAAUAAAACCGCGAGCAUCCUUUUCAGUUUAGGCAUUUGGCAUAAGGUUUGGACAUUGCGAAACGGAAACGUAAAUUAUGAAUUAACAACCGUUUAUCUUCA